CACGUGUGAGUCCGAUGGCGUCGCGCAUGCGCAGAGCGGUUGGUGGGGAUUUCCAGUGUGUUGAAGCUGGCACCGCACAACAUGUUGGUCCCCAUACACGGCCUCCCCUGCAAAGGCUGACCUUGAACUCGCUGCUGGUGGCGAACCCUGUGAGUAACCUCGUACAAGGGCGUUUUGGCUAAUGAGGCAUCCAGAGAUAGCCACCAGAGCAGACAUGAUCACAAGGCGAAACUGCAUCCGAAAUUAAACCAAGAGGCGGCUCUCAACCAGGCCACAGCUUUGAUAUCUCCUCUCCUCUUCUCCUCUGCCAAGUUGUAUAUUUGGACGAUGAUUGUGUGAUACUGACCCCCGCCCCCAAAACCCAUUCUGCUGGUCUGCCUGGCUGUUUGUGGCCAGAGGGCUCCUGAAAUGGCCUGAGGGAGAUUCUGGGCUGGGGGAAUGACCAAAGAGACAUUUGCAGCCUAAAGCGGCUCUUUGCCACAAAUGGAUGCCAAGCUUCGAGAGGACCUGUUCCGGAGGUAUGUGGCGUCCCUGGAAAAGCGGCUCGAAGAAGGAGCCGGGGGUGAGAUAGGAGGAGGAGGAGGAGGUGGAGGUCAAGGAACCACGAGUGAGGAGGCCCUCAUUUCCACGGCAACAGCCCUGCUGGGGGCGUAUCAGCCUGACCCUGGGCACCGUUUUCGCAUGAUCCGCUUCUACGACAUUGUGGAGAAUUCGCUUCGGACUCUGAGGGGCGCCAACCUGCGCACGCUGGAGACUGCUUUUGCCACACUGGAGACCGUGUGCACCAACCUGCUGCUGUUUCCCUGGAAGAAGGAAUUCCGUUGCAUUAAGACCUUCACUGGGCCAUAUGUGUACCAUCUUCAGUCUGCAAUUUGCGAUGCGGACCUGCGCGCACUGCUUCGCUCCAUGGGGUACUCGCGAGACCAGGAGCUGCAGUACAUCGUCCGUGAGCACCCUGGUGGUUCUGCACACUUACGACAGCUGGCCUUUGAGCUUCUGUUGGCCCAAGCUGAGUGCCGUCUUCUGGGGGAGGUGGUGGCUUUGUCCAGGGGCACAGCCUCAGAGCUGGAGGCCGUGGAGGUGAGAAGGAACACCAGGGAAGAUGCUGCCGGUUGUGCCGACGCCCUCCGCAGGCGGGACAGCCUUACCGGAGACAUGACCCGCUUAUCGGUGCGUCCUGCCGAUAUCGAGCGUGCCCAUUUGAGGCGGAGUGGCCGCCCGUCUAAGUCUGUGGAUGUGACGGAUAGUGCGGGGCACUGGCACCAAGCCAGCAAGCCCAUUCUUAAGGCAUCACUGAGUCUGCGUAAGGAGCCGCUGUUUGUAGACACUGAGGAGGACCUAAAGGAUGAAAUCAUCCGUCCUGGGACUUCGCUUCAUCCUGCUGCAGCUCUGCCUUCGCACAGUCCAGUGGCCGACUUCUUCCCCAUUCAGUCUCCUCCUUCUGAGCCUUACCCUUACCACCUGUCUUCUCUGGACGAAAUCGAUCUGUACACCGAACGAGGCCUAGGAGGCCGGCAGACGCCUUCAAGGCCACCGAGCCGUGAAGCGAGGGAUGGCUGGGCGAUAAAAAGCCAUGGGGUGAAGUGCCAGGGCUGUGGAUUGGGCUGCCCAACUCUGUCCUCAUGCCAGAGAUGCGAUAUGAUCCUGUGUCCGUCCUGUCACGCAGUGGAGCCGACACCAUGCUGCGGUUUCCAGGACUACCCAAAAACCUCUCGACCUCUGGACGGCUACAUGCCCGUGAAGGAGAAGCUCUCUGUCUAUUCCAGCUCUGCACACUCUCAUACCCACCCCCACCCUCAUCCACACCCUCUUCCCCAUUCCCACUCUCAUUCUCCGCUGCUGGACAAGCCUAUGAUCAGCACCAAGCUGUUCCCCAGCAAGCCCUUGACCCUGAGCGCCCCCAGCCCCACUGGAGGCGAGCGCCUCAACUCCAGUGGGUCCCGCUGCGGCUUCUGCAACAAGCCAGGGGCUUCUCACACCUGCAUAAAUUGCUCCAAGGUGUCGUGCGACUCGUGCAUGAGCCUGUACGCCAGCGACAUGUGCACGCGCAAGAGCCUGCACCACAGUUUCGUGCCCAACCACCAGCUCAACUACAAAUCCAGCACCAUAUCUCACCUGGUAUAUCGAUAGGCAUUACCACGCAUGCCUGUGGAGGUCGAGUGCGGACUGACUUGACGUUCUCUCUCUCUCUCUCAGAUGUUCAUAUCGACUAUCGGAAUGCAAUCUUCCUCAUCGAGCUAAGAGUCAUCUCUCCUCCGGUCCAUUUUGCUGCCUUGUAGAAAUCCAGGCUGUACUCUAAAUUUUUGGUUCUUUAUUUUUGGUUCUUUAUUUUUGGUUGUUUUUCGCCCUCUUUUCUUCUCUGUCUAUCGUCCAGUCAUGUGAUCUUGCAGUUCUUCCCACUCUUUGAACCUGCCUUGACUUUACUAUGAUUGGAGAGAAAACGAACAAGGCCAAAAAGCUGGAACAAAUCUCAUCCAGGCUUGACUGAUGGAAGUGACUGGAAAAUAAAAAAUAUGCAACGUAUAGGACUCUGUCCAUGCAGUUGUUGUGCAAAGACCUCUCCCUGGAACUAAAUUACCUACAGAGAACGUUUUUGGGCUUGAACAACUGAAAAAAAAUACACUGGAUUCCAAUAGUAUAUAUUUUGAAUCAUAAUUCUAUAGAUCUGUGAGACUGUUCAAAGGGUGGGGUGGGUUUCUGGGAGGGAGGGCUUUUUUUCAGUGGUGAAUUUGCAUCAGAAAUUGUAGUUACAGUGAAGACACUAGAUUGAACAUGCAGAUGAGAAAUACUUUAUUGGGUACUCCAUUAAGGGUCAUUAGGCCGUCCAAAAUGCUGCUGUUUCAAGUGGUAUAAAUCAGGCUGGGAUCUUUACACCCUGAUUACAUUGAUUGUGUUAUAGUGUAGCUUGUUCUGCAAUUGGCUGGCAGUAUUCAAUGCAGUGCAUUCUUUGUUUUUUUAUUUUUUUCUGCAUAAUUAAUGGUGAUUUUUAAAGUAUAUCUAGUAUAUUGCAUAUUGCAAAGUUGGCUACAUUUUUUCUUUGUGAAAUGUAAACUAAAAUGUUGACGUGUGACAAACCUACACAUCUGUUUGCCUUGUUUGACAGUACAGUUGAUUCUUGAAGUUAAUCUAUUUUACAUAUACUUACAUGGUUAACUAGUAACAGAUAAUAGUAUCUUGUUAUAUGUCUAUGUUUUUAAGCUUUAAACUCUGCCAUGUGGACAUUUCUAAUGAUGCUUUAGUGGACGCAUCUCUUUUUGCUGGAUUUGUCCCCACACAGCAUAUCAGCUUCACUGGGGUGUUGCUAUGCAUUGACCCAAAACAAUGUGAUCAGGGUGUAAGACACUGCUAAUCAUGUUCAUUAGGCUAGUUGAUGCCAGUCACACAUGCACGUCAUCGUUUUGUUCGUCCAGCUGUGCAGGUGAUUGGUUGCUUGGACUGUUUAGGUUACGUUUACGCCCAACCCAGUUUUCCCACUUCCAAAAUUCUGAAGCACAGUCCGCAACUUUGACACAUGGUCUAUGUAACUGAUAUUCCGAUUAUUUUUUUAAACACUGAACAGUUUACUUGCAUUAACAGUUGUGAAAUGCCAUUUUCUUGUUUAACAUGCUUGAUCAACAAUUGGUUUUGAAUUAGCGUUCAAGAAGUCAGUUGUUUGUGAGGUUUUAUCAAGUGAUGGCCAGAGUCCAGUCCAUUUCACAAAGCAGGAUUUCUCAGCCAAGUCAAAAAGAAACACUACCAUUGCUAACAAUGAGUAAAAGCAAAUAUCCAUCAGUUAUCAUUAUGUAAAUUAAAUCAUAAUAAUUGAUACAUUAAUACCUUUGUCAUUGUUAGCUAUGUUAGCAUUAAGGGUGUAAUAAUUUCAAUAUUUAAAAAAAUAUUUGACAACAAUGUUUUAUAAUUUAAACCAUAGCAUUCAAAAUCCUUGAAAUAGGGCAGUAAAUAACACAUCACCAUGCUUAUGGUGUUUGAGUUCUUAACAAUAAAUAUUUCUGUCUUUCCAUGGUCAUUCUUCAGUCAGUUCAUAUAGCAAACAAGCACAGCAUGUAUCAUUUCAACACCUCUCGGCUUCUUUCGAUCGUCUUUCAUUUAACAUCUGGGUGCAUCCGAUCGGAGUAAAGGGAGAGGGACUUGGGCCACACACCUGCGCUGUAAUAACUAUUUGUUUUUUUUGUUUUUUGUUUUUUAUAAAUGUUUGUUAGAGAGCAGACGUGUUUCAAAGUGCAGCCUGAAGACGAAGUAGGAGGGAUCUUUCAAUUUAGUCCUUUCAACAAAAAUCAAACCAUCUUGGGAGCCACAACAUUUUAUGUCCAUUUUACCAUCUUUGCUGUAAAUAUGUCUCAGUAUGGGCUAAUGUACUAGUAUAAAAAAUAUAAAUUGAAAUACAGACUUCCUUGGCUCUGCCUUAAGCUUUAGCUCAGCUAUAGCCGCUUUUCUCGCAUCUCCGGCAGGAAAUUUUUCCUCAGAAGUAGAAUAAUUUCUUGUAAAAUGUCUCUCAACGCUGGACUUUUUACGAGGCUGAAGUCAGCUACUCAUUCGCCAGCUUCUUGUUUGAAUUUUCCCAUUCCAUCUUAAGUGAGCUGCCAGAAUGUAACUGCUGCACCAUUUAAGGCGGAACGGCAAAAUUCGAGCAAUAAACAGGCAUAUGAGAAACUGACUUCAGGUUUGUGACUCUUUAGUGUUUGACAGUUUCUCGCUGCAGAUUAAACAUAUCAGGAAACCAGCUGAGUGCUUGUAAAUGCAAAUAAGUUCAUUCGUCUCCAAAUCAUCAUUGUUUCGUCCUAAAUCUUUCUCUUUGCCUUUUCGUUAGCUGCAAGCUCGGUGAGAUUGUUGUUGCAUUGCUAUUAUGACCAGCAUUCUGCACGCCAACCUUCAGGGGUAAAGGGUGUAUUAGCAUUUAUACAUUAACUCCAGCGUUUAAGACCAUUUAUUAUUAAAGUGAUCAGCAGAGCUUUAUUUUACUGCAAAGGAGAAUUAUUUUAUUUUUACAUAAAAAUCUAAUUCUGCUGUGGAGCCGCAACAGGGCAGUAAAAGAGCAGCAUGCAGCUCCGGACUGCAGGUUGCUGACCCCUGUAGUAUACAAAGGUUCCUUUUCAUUGCUCAGUCAAUAGGUGGAAUUCUCCUCCUCUAAGCUAAAAGUGAAGCCUGUCCAAUUGGAGAAAAGGUAAGCUUACUGAGAAAUCCUGCUUUGUGAAACAACCCCCAAGUACAGUUUGGUGAGUUCUGUGAUCAAUAACAGAUCUAAUCAAACUGUGCUGAACACAGUUGGACUCAAGUAUGUUCUAGCGUAGCUUUUACUCAGAGCUGCUAGAUGUUCCCUAUAUAUUUCCACCAUACAACACUAAUCAUGUAAGACUGUAAUAUAAUGCUUUGGAAAGAUAUCUAAAAUUUAUAAGGGAUGUAUUUAUUCUUCUAUCAAGAUUAUGACUAAGAUGCCAUACGCACACCUUCAUUUACAACAGUGUACAUUUGAGACAUCUUCGAGCAAACUUGUUUACCAGCUGAAUUUGCAUCCUACAAUGAGCCUCCCUGCUUUGUGUGAGAAAAUAGACGUUUAGCAGCUUCACAAAGCAAGGGCUAAAGAACUCGUCAGGGAAAUGGACACAACCAGACACAAUCUAAAUGAUCUGAAAGCUGGUUCCAGGUGAAUAAGGGCACAUUUUACCAGGACUGUAUCGUAUGUAUCAGUGCUGUGUGUAAAUGUUAGGGCUAUGAUGAUAUAUAUGGGUGCAAUGACUUAACGUGAUAUUAAAAUGAUGAAGGAUUAUAUUGUUA
Messenger RNA from Colossoma macropomum (tambaqui), 5772 nucleotides. RefSeq names its product spermatogenesis associated 2 (gene spata2). The coding region runs from base 484 to 2130 and encodes 548 amino acids. Gene Ontology annotation, biological process: regulation of necroptotic process; regulation of tumor necrosis factor-mediated signaling pathway; protein linear deubiquitination. The transcript has 4 exons. NCBI's taxonomy places the organism in Eukaryota, Metazoa, Chordata, Actinopteri, Characiformes, Serrasalmidae. The record is from RefSeq and is a predicted model, not a curated record. Gene Ontology annotation, cellular component: cytoplasm.